Messenger RNA from Archocentrus centrarchus (flier cichlid), 2799 nucleotides. RefSeq names its product RAN binding protein 10 (gene ranbp10). Gene Ontology annotation, molecular function: protein binding. The coding region runs from base 254 to 2110 and encodes 618 amino acids. The transcript has 15 exons. The record is from RefSeq and is a predicted model, not a curated record. Lineage: Eukaryota; Metazoa; Chordata; Actinopteri; Cichliformes; Cichlidae.
CUGACAACAGCGGAGCUCUGUAGUCAUUUCUAGAGACAUUAGCAUAAAAGCGAGCGUACAGCUGAACUACAGUACCCAUACGUCACUGUUCCAGCCUACAGUACAUUCUGCUGCUUAUCCGGGGAUGUCACACCGCUGCUAUUUUCUCCCCUCAGUCCCUCUCACUCUCAGCCUACAGCUCCAGCGGACUGACACUGGGCUUUGGAUAGAGAGAAACGAACAAUAAGAUACAAAAAACAAGAGGCCAAAAAAAAUGACAGAGCUCGGAGCGGGAAGCCUGCCUCUGGGGGAUCCUGCUUUUAAUUACCAGGAGCACGAACUGAACGAGCGGCUGAAGCGGCUCUACCCGGCUGUAAACGAGGAAGAGACCCCUUUACCCCGAUCCUGGAGCCCCAAGGAUAAAUACAGCUACAUUGGGCUGUCACAGAACAACCUACGGGUCCAUUACAAAGGUCAUGGCAAGAACCACAAGGACGCAGCAUCAGUGCGAGCCACGCACCCAAUCCCUGCUGCCUGUGGGAUCUAUUACUUUGAAGUCAAGAUUGUCAGCAAAGGUCGAGACGGAUACAUGGGCAUCGGCCUGUCUGCUCAGGGAGUCAACAUGAACAGACUGCCUGGAUGGGACAAGCACUCAUACGGUUACCAUGGAGACGACGGCCACUCCUUCUGCUCCUCCGGGACGGGCCAGCCGUACGGGCCAACAUUCACCACGGGUGAUGUAAUUGGAUGCUGCGUCAACCUCAUUAACAACACUUGCUUUUACACCAAAAAUGGCAUCAGUUUAGGUGUUGCCUUUACGGACCUCCCCCCCAACCUGUACCCCACUGUGGGGCUUCAGACCCCCGGUGAGAUUGUAGACGCCAACUUUGGCCAGCAGCCAUUUGUCUUCGACAUCGAGGACUACAUGAGCGAAUGGCGGGCCAAGAUCCACGGCAUGAUCGCUCGCUUUCCCAUAGGCGAGCGGCUGGGGGAGUGGCAGGCCGUCCUACAGAAUAUGGUGUCCAGCUAUCUGGUGCACCAUGGGUACUGUGCCACUGCAACAGCCUUCGCCAGAGCCACAGAAACCAUGAUACAAGAGGACCAGACAUCUAUAAAGAACAGGCAGAGAAUACAGAAGCUAGUGCUGGCGGGACGUGUCGGCGAAGCCAUAGAAGCGACUCAGCAGCUUUAUCCCAGCCUGUUAGAACGCAACCCUAAUCUACUAUUCAUGUUGAAGUGUCGUCAGUUUGUGGAGAUGGUGAACGGCACAGACAGCGAGGUUCGCUGUUUGACCAUUCGCUCCCCAAAGUCCCAGGACAGUUACCCCGGCUCGCCCUGCCUCAGCCCCCACCACGGAGCCAGCAACACACACCUGCACACUGGAGGUUCAGACAGCCCCACCUGCAGUAACGGGGUCACUCCCCCCAACAAGUCAAAGAGCCACAGCAGCAGCGGCAGCGUCAAAUACCCCAGCGCGUCCUCCUCCGCCUCCUCCUCCACCUCCUCCUCCCCUUCUUCUAUCAACUACUCCGAGUCCAACUCCUCUGACUCCACCAAGAGCCAGCCGCACAGUGCCAACAGCACCCAGGAAACCAGUGACAGUGAGAUGGAGAUUGAAGCAGAGCACUACACCAACGGGGUUGUUGAGGGCUCCUCAGCGCGGAUCAUGAACGGGACCUACAAACAUGAAGAGAUCCUUCAGCCAGACGACAACAGCAUUGGCAAUGGGGUCACAGCAGGUGAGGUUUGCAGUCACAGCAGGCAGCUUUGUGGUGGGAACCAAGCAGCCACAGAGAGGAUGAUCCAGUUUGGACGGGAGCUGCAGGCACUCAACGAACAGCUGUGUCGGGAGUACGGCAAGAAUGCCACGCACAAGAAGAUGUUGCAGGAUGCAUUCAGCCUGCUAGCGUACUCAGACCCCUGGAACUGCCCCGUGGGCCAGCAGUUAGACCCUACGCAGAGAGAAUCGCUCUGCUCUGCCCUUAACAGCGCCAUACUGGAGUCCCAAAAUCUGCCUAAACAGCCCCCGCUGAUGCUAGCCCUCGGUCAGGCCACGGAGUGCGUUCAGCUCAUGGCCCGAGUCCGGUCCGGUUCCUGCUCCUUCGCCAGAGUAGACAACUUUUUGCACUAGCCCAGGUCCAGGUUAAUGUUAAGUAGCACUGAGAGAAGACAUGUCCAGCAGGUAGUUGUCAUGGCAACGGAGGAAGGAGCGUGACGUGCGGUUGGUGUGUUUGGCCGCCCGUCAGACCGAGCCAGCAGCACAGACAGAGGGGGCAGAGGAGAGAGAGAGAGAGAGAGGGGAAAGAAAGGUUCCUUUUAAUUUAGUAUUAUAAAAUAAAGAAAUGUGUGACACUAUUUAAAGAUAAUUAUUAUUCUGUUCAUCUAGCCUUUUAUUUUAUUUUUUUUAGUUCUUUUGUGUCAGUUUGUUGUGCUCAUCCUGGAACAAACACAGUGUAAUUCCCCCUUCCUGAUUCUUCCUUCUGUUUUAACGGGUGGAUUUCGAUUCCCUGCCGUCAGUAUUGUUGUUCUCAUUCACCAUAUCACAAACCACAAAACCCACCAGCUGGUUUUUCCACAGUUUUUUUUUUUCUUUCAAUAAGAUAUGCAGUUAAAAAAAAAAAAAAAGCACUUCAUGUUUUUGAAAUACAGGCCUCAUAUCUCCCAUUUUAUUCCAGAAUGUCAGAAAACAAAAUUUAUUGGACAAAACCUUCCAAAGUCAUAGUUGCUGUGAUAUUUCUAAGAAUAAAAUUGUGUGCGCUAACAGUUUAUGAGCCAAAGAACAGGAGACUUCCUGGAAACUUUACCCAUGGAAAAAAAAAA